CAGGCUGAGUGGUCCCAGAGAGCAGACAGCUGCAGAAGCAUGCUAACCUGAUCCAGGGAGACAGCAACAGCCAACACACCACACACACUGUCCGCUGGUCUGAGGAGAUGGGGGACAAAACUGGGACCAGAGUUUUUAAGAAGUCCAGCCCCAACUGUAAGCUCACAGUUUAUCUGGGGAAGCGAGACUUUGUAGAUCACUCAGACCAUGUAGAUCCAGUAGUGGGAGUGCUCCUUGUAGAUCCAGAGUAUCUGAAAGAUCGAAAAGUGUUUAUGAGUCUGACCUGUGCGUUCCGUUAUGGUCGGGAGGACCUGGAUGUCCUGGGCCUUUCCUUCAGGAAGGAUCUGUACAUCAGCACCUUCCAGGCCUUCCCUCCCCUGCAGGAGAACAAGAAACCUCUGAGCCGUCUGCAGGAGAGGCUGCUGAAGAAGCUUGGUCAGCAUGCCUACCCCUUCAACUUCACUAUCCCCCAGAACCUGCCCUGCUCAGUGACCCUCCAGCCAGGCCCAGAGGACACUGGGAAAGCGUGUGGUGUGGACUAUGAGCUUCAAGCGUUUUGUGCCAAGACUGUGGAGGAGAAGAUCCACCAAAGGAACUCUGUGCAUUUGGUAAUCCGGAAGGUUCAGUACGCCCCAGAGAAGCCGGGUCCACAGCCGAUAGUGGAGACCAGCCGUAGCUUCCUGAUGUCUGAUAGAUCUCUUCACCUGGAGGUCUCACUGGAUAAGGAGCUGUACUACCAUGGUGAGCCCAUCAGUGUUAAUGUCCACGUCACCAACAACUCCACUAAGACUGUUAAGCGGGUGAAGAUUUCUGUUCGUCAAUAUGCUGAUAUCUGUCUGUUCUCCACGGCCCAGUAUAAGUGUGCAGUAGCCCAGGUUGAAGCAGAUGACCAGGUUUCUCCCAGCUCCACCCUCUGCCAGGUCUACACUCUGACCCCCAUGCUGGGUACCAACAGGGAAAAGAGAGGCCUGGCCCUGGAUGGAAAGCUAAAGCAUGAAGACACCAACCUGGCCUCCAGCACCAUAGUAAAAGAAGGGUGUAACAAGGAGAUGAUGGGGAUCAUGGUUUCCUACAGAGUCAAAGUCAAACUGGUGGUGUCUCUUGGAGGGGAUGUAGCAGUGGAGCUUCCUUUCGUCCUGAUGCAUCCCAAACCUACAGAGCAGCCCAGCUCCCAACAACAGUCAGUUGCUCCAAAGGCUGAUGCUCCCGUGGAUACAAACCUCAUAGAGUUUGAGAUGAAUAGUACCUCUCCGGGUGAUGACCUAGUGUUUGAAGACUUUGCUAGACUGCGGUUAACGGGAAUGAAGGAUGAGGACGACCCAUUCUGUUAGCUGCCCCUCCUCGGGUACCAUGGUUACGUGGCUGAGCGGAACGUUACAGGAAGCCUCAAGAACAUGCAUAAAUUGUACCUUUUUAUACUGUAUGGGCUAUUAGAUGUGUGUCUCUUGUUAAAGGAGCAGACCAACAAUUUAAGAAAUCUGUUGUUUGCAACCAGUAUGUUACUGUAUAAACAAGAGACGGUUAAUGCAUCAGGCAACAAUAGUGUUCAUUUAACAGGAGUUACAGUAACAUGUUUUUGAUUGAAAUGUUGCUGCUUGACUGCUGAUAUCAGCAAUAUUAUUCAUGCUGCUGUGAUUCAGGAUUUAUAAUUCUAGCAGGGAUGUCUUUAAAAGGAAACAUUCAAGUGAUAUUUUUAUAUAGAUUUUAUAUUGAUAGUAGGUCAGUUGUUGUCUUCAGGUAUCAGUAAAUGCUUUUAUUGCUUCCUAUGGAUUUGUCUAAAACCCCUUUAUAAUGAAAAAAAUCAAAUACACCAUAUCUGGAGCAGUACAAGCUAGAGGCUAGUGUUCAAAAAUGAAUAGGAAUCAUUUUAUUUUUGUAUUUUUGUCAUUUCUGUUAUUAUGUUAUAUGGACCACAUAUCAAGAAGAUGAAUUGAUUUACUGCCCUCUCUGGUUGAAGUUACAAUCAUGUUGCCCCCUGUAACCACACACAAGAAGAUUCAAGAUUUUCAGGGGGUGUUACGUUACUCUUUGAAGUGUUGGGCAAAAUGCAGUCUUUCCUGGACCCGAACACAGUAGCAAUAUAGUAUCUGGAUAUCUAUCUAUCCUGUGUCCCAAUAGCAUACAGUAUUAUUAUGCUGAUGCAAUAUGUACUUACUUAUAAAAUGAAUCAGUUAUUGGUUGGAUUGCCAUGAAAUUAAGUUCAGACAUUUGUCGCUCUCAGGAUGAAUAACAACUCUGGUGAUCCUCUGACUUCUUCUAGCACCAUCAUCACUUUGUCAAUCUAAAUUUUAAUGAAUAUAAUGCUUCAGGUUAUAAUUAAAUAUCUGCAAUGACAUUCCCAUCAGCCUCAGCUGUGCUUUGUGUUAAAUGCUAAUUAGCACAUGUUAGCAUGCCAACACCCUAAGAUGGUGACUACUGAACAUUACAUGUGCUGCACCAUUUAGCUUGAAGCGUCGCUGUGCCGAAGCAAAGCCUCACAGAGCAGCUAGCACGGCAUUGCAGAGUCGCAGUUUGGCAUCUCUUGGUACAGCUUUGUAAUGUUGUCAACAUUAGUAUGCAGAAUAUUGUAACGUUAUACUUUAUUGUAAUCACUCUGUAGUAUGGAAUUGGGACACAGUGUAGGAGUAGACUUGGCCAAAAUGUGUGCACAAAUAUGUUAGCAUGUAGCAU
Molecule: messenger RNA, 2670 nt
Organism: Thunnus maccoyii (southern bluefin tuna)
Lineage: Eukaryota; Metazoa; Chordata; Actinopteri; Scombriformes; Scombridae
Product: arrestin red cell-like
Exons: 14
Coding region: 108-1331 (407 amino acids)
Biological process (GO): positive regulation of ERK1 and ERK2 cascade; G protein-coupled receptor internalization; signal transduction
Cellular component (GO): cytoplasm
Molecular function (GO): angiotensin receptor binding
Source: RefSeq, a predicted model, not a curated record